Quercus lobata is the source of this 714-nucleotide messenger RNA. RefSeq lists its product as uncharacterized. The coding region runs from base 1 to 714 and encodes 237 amino acids. The record is from RefSeq and is a predicted model, not a curated record. The transcript is spliced from 2 exons. Lineage: Eukaryota; Viridiplantae; Streptophyta; Magnoliopsida; Fagales; Fagaceae.
AUGAAUGUUGUGCUGGAAACAGUUUUACAUGGAGGAGCUUUCCCAACGUGGCAAAAAAUCUCAUUAACAGAUACGGAGGGAACCAAGUUCGAUUUGUCUAAGGAAAAGCAAUCAUCGGAAUUUGUUCUUGCGGGGAAGUUCUUUACCCGAAGAGCGAUUAACACUGAGGCUUUUGCAAAAACGUUCCGCCCCUUAUGGAGAACACGACGAAACUUUGAGAUAAGGGCAGCCGGCGAUAACAUAGCACUCUUCGCAUUUGAGUUAGAAGCAGAUGUAGAGAAGGUAUUGCAUGGAGAGCCGUGGACGUAUGAUAGGCAUCUGGUGGCGUUAGAACGAUACGAUGGCCUGAAGCCGGCGAAUGAACUCAGUUUUUGCAAAACAGCUUUUUGGAUACAGAUCCAUGACCUCCCUUUCUCUCUAUUGACAAGGGAGGUUGCUUUGAGUUUAAGGGCGACGCUGGGCACAGUGAUCAAACCCGUGGAUAAUUUAGAGAUGCGAGGAGGAAAUUUUGUACGGGUAUGUGUAGUGGUGGAUACCUCAAAGCCAUUAAGCAGGGGGCGGAUGGUGUCAUGGGAUCAAGACAAGGAAGGAUGGGUUUCAUACCGACACAAGAGACUACGAAACCUGUGUUAUUGGUGUGAUAGCCUCACUCACGAUGACAAAGACUGCAUGGUAUGGCUUAACAACGAAGGAAGCCUCUCCAUGGAGGACUAG